This is a messenger RNA of Fusarium vanettenii 77-13-4, 4335 nucleotides long. RefSeq lists its product as uncharacterized. The transcript has 12 exons. Gene Ontology annotation, molecular function: ABC-type transporter activity; ATP binding; ATP hydrolysis activity. The record is from RefSeq and is a predicted model, not a curated record. The coding region runs from base 1 to 4335 and encodes 1444 amino acids. Lineage: Eukaryota; Fungi; Ascomycota; Sordariomycetes; Hypocreales; Nectriaceae. Gene Ontology annotation, biological process: transmembrane transport. Gene Ontology annotation, cellular component: membrane.
AUGCUUGACGCCGAGGCCAACUUUGGUCCAGCGGCGUCGUACAGAUUCGACUUUACCCUCUUGUUUGAGAAUGCAGUCUUGUCGAUCCUGCCAUCAACUUUGUUUCUUGUUUUGACUCCACAGCGACUGUUUUGGUUGGUCAAGCAGCCUCGAAAAUUGACCAAAAACUCCCAGUUCGUUCUCAAAUUGGGUCUUAUCGCCGUGUAUACGAUUCUUCAAUUGACCGUUCUGCUGUGUUGGGUGCUCGGUCCUCUACCUGUGCCAAAGUCACAAAUUGCAGCAGCUGUCUUGGUCUUUCUCAAUGGCUUCGCAUUGGCUUUCUUGUCGUAUGCCGAGCACACUCGAUCCGUUAGGCCUUCAACACUCAUCAACGUCUACCUGCUUCUUACGUUACUCUUUGACUGUGCCAUCGCCAGGACGCUAUGGCUCAUUGAGGGUACAAAGCUGAUAGCCAAGGUUUUCACGGCAACUGUCGCAAUCAAGUUUACCGUGUUGGUAUCGGAGGCAUGGGAGAAGCGAUCCAUUCUUCGAGCCCAAUAUCAGGAACUCUCACCCGAGUCAACCUCUGGGAUCUUGGGCCGGAGUGUGUUCUGGUGGCUUAACCCUCUGAUGAAAAUUGGGUUCGGUCGGCCUUUGACCGAAGAGGACUUGUAUACAAUCGAUUCUUCGCUCUCAUCGAGAAGACUCGUCGCCCAUGCGCAAGAGACUUGGAGUUUAACAAAUCACACCAAGAAGAAUAGGCUUUUUUGGUCUACCAUCUGGGCUGCAAAGGCCGUCUUCGCCUCUGGUAUGCUUUCUCGUAUUUGCUUGAUAGCAUUCAAGUACACCCAGCCUUUCCUUAUUCAAAGGACCGUUGGCUUUGCCAGCGACUUGACCGAACCUAAAAGUAUUGGAUGGGGACUCACUGGGGCGUGGCUCUUGGUCUUUAUCGGUCUCGCCAUCUCCAACGGGUUCUACUACCAUAAGACAUAUCAGUUCGUGACAUCGGUCAGAGGCAGCCUCGAAAGUCUCAUUUACAACAAGACACUUGACCUUAGCACCACAGCGUUCGACGAGACCAUCGCCGUCACGCUCAUGUCUACCGAUACUGAAGCCAUUUGUCUCGGUUUCAGCAACUUGCACGAAGUCUGGGCUUCCCCGAUCGAAUGUGGUGUGGCGCUGUUUCUUCUAUACAGACAGCUUGGCCUUGCAUUUCUGUCACCCAUGAUUAUCGCGAUAGUUGCCACCGUCGGCAUCAUGCAGCUCGCCAACCACAUGGGAAGGGCACAGAAGAAAUGGGUCCGUGGCAUUCAGACUCGAGUUGAUGUAACUGCCUCUAUGCUCGGGUCGAUGAAGGAAGUCAAAAUGCUCGGACUUACAGACGUUCUCAACAGCAUGGUUCAAAACUUGCGGAUAAAGGAGUUGAAGCUAGCAAAGAAAGCUCGGAAGCUGUUGGUCUUUCGAUUGAUACUGGCAUCCAGUACACAAACCAUCUCACCUUUGGCAACUUUUGCGACAUUUGUCAUUAUAUCUCAGAGCACAGGUCAACCAUUGAACGUCGCCUCAGCUUACACGUCAUUGUCUUUGAUAUAUCUCUUGUCGACUCCCAUGGCCACGGUCAUUCGCACAAUCCCAAUGGUCAGCGCUUCUCUGGCUUGUUUCGACCGAAUCCAGGCUUUCUUGAUAUCAGACAGCUUCAAGGACCAUCGACUUCCUUUGAACACUGGCACCAUCCAAGCAAAUGACAGCACAAGUCUUUCUUCGAGAAGCAGUGACGUUAUUGAAAUGCAGAAUCUAUCACCAACGCAAGAGUUUUCUGUCGGGGAUCCUCUUAUGGUAGUCUCAGACGCCAGUUUCAGCUGGGGUCAAGCAGAGUCCCCAAUCCUGCACAACAUCUCAUGUACUAUCCGGAAGUCGCACUUCACCUACAUCAUCGGCAGUGUAGGCUCAGGAAAGAGCACGCUCUUGCAGGCAAUGCUUGGAGAAAUGAAACCAUCCAAGGGAUCCAUCUUUACUGGAACCCGUAGGAUUGCAUUUGUCGGCCAGGAGCCGUGGAUCCAGAACUUGACUCUACGACAAAACAUCUUGGGAGCAUUCAACUACGACAAGUCGUGGUAUGACAAGGUCAUUUAUGCAUGCGCUUUAGAGCAAGAUAUGAUGGAGCUACCAGGAAGGGAUGCCACAAAGGCAGGCACCAAAGGAGUAUCACUCAGCGGUGGCCAGAAACAACGGCUUGCUCUUGCGCGAGCAGUCUACUCGAGGGUACCCGUCAUCUUCUUGGAUGAUGUCUUUGCAGGCCAAGACGCCGCGACAGAGGAACAUAUCCACCGGAUGCUCUUCUCUGAGCGCGGUCUGUUCCGAGAGAUGGGCACCACAGUUGUGUGUGUUACAAAUGCCAUCCAUCGCCUCGUGUAUGCCGAUCAUGUUAUCGCUUUGAGUGAGCAGGGCUCCAUUCUACACCAAGGAACUUUUGAACAGCUCAAGACCGACACCGUAUAUUUCAAGGGUCUUCACUUUGAGCAGAACGGGUCCGCCUCCAAGGACGACAAUACUAUUACCACCGGACCCGGCGAACUGGCAACAUCGAGCCCUCCAGCACCAGGAGAGGAUACGCAAGCUUCACUCGGUCAAGGACUUGGAGAGUUUGCAACUUAUGGAUAUUACCUCGGAUCAGUUCCCUUGUGGCACGUUCUUCUGAUUCUAUCUCUUGUUUGUCUCCACGCUGGAGGCUACAAGAUGACCGAGUUACUGCUCAGUUUCUGGACAGGUCGCACUGGUGCGACACAGCACGAGUCAAACAGCUUCUACCUCGGCCUCUACGGUAUGCUCGCUGGUCUAUCUAUGGCCGCGCUCAUAUCAUGCGCUUGGUUUUACCUCAUCAUUGCGGUCCCGCUCGGCUCGGCGGUUCUUCAUGCUCGACUUCUUAAAUCCAUCAUGGAUGCUCCUUUGUCGUUCUUUUCCAAGACGGAUGUUGGCGUCACGACAACUCGUUUUAGUCAGGAUAUCUCUGUUGUCGAUACUGAGCUGCCAUUCACGCUGAUCGAUCUGCUCAUCAACAUUGCGGUAGCGUUCUUGUCUGCUGUCAUGAUGUGUGUGUUUUCCGGUUACUUUGCAGCGACUCUACCUCCCAUUCUCUUCUUUUGCUGGCUCCUGUCAAAGUUCUAUCUCCGAACAUCCCGUCAAAUCAGGAUUCUCGAACUACAAGCCAAGUCUCCCCUCUUUACCCACUUCCUCGACACCUUGCAAGGGUUAUCCAGUGUGAGAGCCUUUUCUUGGGAGACACAAUUCCGGGAGCAAUACUUUGAGUUCCUCGACGCGUCGCAACGCCCAUAUUAUCUGCAAUUCUGCAUCCAGCGUUGGCUGGCACUGGUUCUUGACUUGAUGGUCGCUGCCAUGGCUGGGAUCAUGAUGGUACUCGUCGUUCAGCUUCGAGGUCAAUUCGCACCCAAGUUUGUGGCACUGGCACUUCUCAACGUUACUUCGUUCAACGAAUCUUUGACGCUAGUCAUCAAGGGUUAUACUCAGUUGGAGACUGCUUUUGGAGCGGUUGCCCGCCUCAAGCAAUUUGGCGCAACCACAGAGAGUGAGAAUCUGGCUGGCGAAACGAGCCAAGUCCCUGAGGAGUGGCCAUCAUCUGGACAUGUUUCCAUCAAGAACAUGACUGCUUCAUACACCAAGACGGGGAACCCAGUGCUGCACGGCGUGACCCUAGACAUUCCUGCGGGUUCAAAGGUUGGCAUUUGUGGGCGUAGCGGGAGUGGGAAGAGCUCUCUUAUGGGCUGCCUCCUUCGUCUCCUGGAAAUUGAUGCCAACUCCAGCAUCGAAUUUGAUGGCAUCGACAUCACUACUAUUCCUCGUCAAACCAUUAGAGCCUCGGUGGCGGUGGUUCCCCAGCACCCAUUCUUCAUGAAAAAGACCAGCAUCAGAGAUAACUUGGCCCCUCGAGGCGAGCGGAACGACGAAAGAAUGCUCGCAGCGCUCCACAGGCUCAAAAUGCGAGAUGUGAUUGACAGAAUGGGUGGAUUGGACAGCAUUCUGGAUAUUGAUCGCCUAUCUCAGGGUCAACGCCAGCUGCUCUGUCUCGCCAGAGCCAUGCUCGCCAACAAGAGGAUCAUCCUCCUCGACGAAGCAAGUAGCAACGUGGACCCCAACUCAGAGCAACUUAUCAGACAAGUCAUUCGUGAACAAUUUGUCGGGUGCACCGUCAUUGCUAUUGUUCAUCGACUUGGAGCUGUGGUGGACUUUGAUCGCGUCGCUGUGAUGAGCGGUGGUCGCGUCGUGGAAUGGGACAAUCCUAGGGAGUUGUUGAAGCGGGAUAGUGAGUUCAAAAAGCUGUGGGAUUUGACUUCAGGGUGA